Messenger RNA from Ruditapes philippinarum (Manila clam), 4065 nucleotides. Its product is annotated as tyrosine-protein phosphatase non-receptor type 9-like. Gene Ontology annotation, molecular function: protein tyrosine phosphatase activity. Gene Ontology annotation, biological process: protein dephosphorylation. NCBI's taxonomy places the organism in Eukaryota, Metazoa, Mollusca, Bivalvia, Venerida, Veneridae. The record is from RefSeq and is a predicted model, not a curated record.
AUAUUGAACACAUUCUCAGAGAAGGUGAACGCAUACCGUCAGAAUGAACAGCAACCACCAUUUCCGAGAAACACAGCUGUUAAAUUUCUUAUGGCCAGGAAAUUUGACUAUAGACGGGCAGUGGAAUUGUAUAGAUCUCACGAGGAGAUGAGAACUAAAGAAGAACUACAAGAUAUAGACUUUAGUGAUCCAAAUUUGCAGAAAGAACUAACUACGGGAAAAUUUACAGUUUUGUCUGGGAGAGACAGUCACGGUGCGGGUAUAGCAUUAUUUACAGCAAAAUAUCACAGUCCCACGGACACAACACACCAGGUGGUCCUCAAGGCACUUGUUUAUCUGCUUGAUGCUGCUUUAGAGAGUCGAGAGACCCAGCGUCACGGGAUAGUGUUUAUAUAUGAUAUGUCAGAAUCCAAAUACAGCAACUUUGAUUACGAUCUUAGCAUUAAAAUUCUCAACAUGCUUAAGGGAGCAUAUCCAGCUAGACUGAAGAAAGUGCUUAUAGUGACUGCACCACUAUGGUUUAAAGCUCCAUUUAAGAUAUUACGUCUGUUUGUGAGAGAGAAAUUACGAGAUAGAGUUUACACAGUUAAUAAAGAUCAACUCCUCCAACAUAUACCCCGUGAUUCUCUUCCCCAAAAAUUUGGAGGAAACCUAAGUGUUAACCAUCGCCUUUGGUUACAAGUGUGUGCUCAAAUUCAUCAGUCUAAUUUUGAGGUUCUAGACUCAUAUUUUGUUUCUCGAAAACAAUCGGUAUCGCAUAGUUCUAGUGAAAAUUCAGAUUUUGUUCAUGUAAACGAUGGCGGCCUAGAAUCGGAGGAUUCUAAAGAUACUGUAUCAGAAAAACAAAGUAACGAAGAAGGUGAAAAAGAUGAUCUGAUAGAUAUUAAUGGACGUGAAAAGGAAGUGAAUGUUGAAAAAGAAGGUUGGCGGAGUAAAUCAAAGCGUAGACAUGAUUCGGGUAAUAUACAGAAUUCCAGUCGCAAUAGUGGUAAGGAAAGCCCAGAAUCUCAUCCCAUGGACAUUAAUAUGGACGGAAUGCCACCUCCAAACCCUUGCAAAAAGAGACCAACAUCGCAAGUAUCUAAUAUAUGGGAGGACUCUAUACAUAUGGCAGAAGAAGGAGGAAUGACCGUCGCUGAACUAGUCGCGCACUAUAAACAAAAAGGGAAGAAAGGUUUAUACGAGGAAUAUUCUGAAAUCAGACGAGAAGCACCUGCAGACACUUUUAUUGCAUCAAAAGCUAAGCACAAUCUCCCAAAGAACCGUUACUCUGAUGUAUUAUGUUAUGAUCAGACAAGAGUUACCUUGCCUCAGACAGAAGAUGACCCCUCCUCAGAUUAUAUCAAUGCCAACUAUGUCGAUGGGUACAUGCAGAAACGAGCCUACAUUUCCACACAAGGACCGUUUUCAAAAACAUUUGGUGAUUUUUGGCGUAUGGUUUGGAUGUCACAAUGUGUGACUAUAGUCAUGACAACCAAGACAAUGGAGAAAGGACGUGUUAAGUGCGGUCAGUACUGGCCACUAGACGAGGACACUGAGGAAAGAAUGGAUGAGUUUAUCGUUACCAACAGGGGGAUGGAACAUAACAGAGAUUACACUAUAACCAGUCUGACACUACAUAAUACACUUACUGGUCAAGCUAGACAAGUUAAGCAUUUACAGUUCACCAGUUGGCCUGAUUAUGGUAUCCCCCCAGCUGAGGGUUUCCUCGACUUUUUGUUACGGGUACGAGCCUGUCAGGCAGAUUCCAUGAGAUUACUCGAGCCGGCGUGGAACGGUCAUCCCAACGGACCACCCAUGGUGGUACAUUGUAGUGCAGGCAUUGGUAGAACAGGUACAUUUAUAUGCACAGAUAUAAGCCUACAUAGACUUGUGCACAUAAACACAAUAAAUAUACGUGAAACAGUGCGUAAAAUACGCUCCCAGCGAGCAUUUAGCAUACAAAUGCCGGAUCAGUACGUUUUCUGUCACCUGGCUAUCAUUGGUUUCGCCAUCAAGCAUGAAAUGCUGCCAGACACAGACUGGGUCUCAAUAAAUGGUAGUGAAAGUGAUUGAUCUGAAUGAAAGAAACAGUGAACCAUUCUGGAAAAGAAAAAAAUGGUGGAGACUGUAACAACAGAAAACAGCUGAAUGGGAAUGAAAUCUUUCUGUGUGUUUGUGGUGUUAAAUUAAAUCAUUAAUAACUUAUGUCAAAUGAAAUACAUGACAAAACAUAAAGACUUUAAUCAUUUUUUUUUUAAAUUAAUCAUUUUAACAGAUUUUUUUAUGUUAAAUCUAUAGGGCUAAAAUAAGAAUGUCUGUGUUAUGUAUUUCUAUUUAUAUGAUAUCAUGCAUUAAUUCUAUAGAUAGUAAAGCACUACUAGUAUAAUUGUCAUGUAUAAAGUUAGCAUCUGUAAACAAUUUUGAUAAGCAUUGAAUGUUUAAUAUCACUUAUUUAUUCCCCAACAUUUGUUUUUAAAGCAGCAUGUUUCCAGAUGAGCCAAAAUAUUGCAAUAAAAUCAAGCCUGAGAGAGGUGAACACAGGUUUUUGGAAAAGUAAAAAGAUCCAAGAAUUAAGUAAUAAUUUACAUGUUAUGUGCAAUAAAUGAUAUUUCUGUAUUUAAAACCACAGUCCUACUGUGUUACUAAUGCAAUAAAGGCUAUUUUUAAAUAUUUUGACCUCAUUUUGAUAAUUUACAUGAGUUGUGAAUGCUGUUUGUAAUGUGUAAAUUUGCAACCUUUGCUUACUUAACAAUAUUUUAUUUUAAAUACAUUUUUCAAAUUUUUCAUGAAAACUAGCAUGAAUCUGGAGGCAUGCUGCUUUAAACACAUUUUUUCAUGAAUUUAGUAAUAAUGAUUAUAUACAUUGUCAAAUCAGUAUGUAGAUAACUCAUGUACAUGUUCACUCACAAAUUGUCACUAAAGUUAUAAUUGAAAUACAGUCGAGACUGCCUUAGCGACCCCCUGAUUUAAACGACUCCCUGUCUUAUCCGACCUUGUUUCAGUACUCCCAACGUAUUUUCCUAUAUAAAUGGUCUGAAUUAAACGACUCCCUGUCAUAUGUGACAAGCGACCCUAAUUGUCUGGUCCCAAUGCAAUGUUUUGUCUGAUUUAAACGACUUUCACACCUUUUAAUUGUCCGUUAAACAGAUAAAUAAUACAUAUUUUAACACCCAGAGGGCCAAAAUAAUUAAGUCCAAUUAUAAUCCAGUAGCAAACAAAGUCUACACACCUCUGUCUCAAUUACACAGUUAACAUGUAUACAGGUAUCGAGUGACGUCACUAAGCGUCUGUUCUGCAGUCGAUGUGUGUGUAAUGUGACCUCAGUAAACUGGAUUAAGCUUGUGUCAGAUUUUUUUUUAAUUAUAGAGUGCCAACGGAAGAUAUUUUAGGCAGCAUUUUUUUUAAUUUACCUUUCUAUUGCUGCAUAAUUAAUACUGAAAAAAUAUUGAUACCAAACCAGAAAAAGAUUUGGAUAUGGAUAGAGUAUGUUUAACUUUUACAAGUAUGGAUUUGAAUGCAUCAAAUUCCAGUUAAUUUAUACCAUAAAGAUUCAAUUUAAAUCUUAUUACAAAAAAUAAAAUUAAAUUUUAUGUGAUAUACAUGCUAAUAUUUAUUUGUUUUACAUAGAUUCUUAUUUUAUUUACAUAAAAAAUUUACGAAUACCCAUGUUUAUUUGCAAUUGGUUAGAUAUUAUUCCUUCACACAGUUAUGUAUGUUAAGUCACAAUGGUAUAUAGACAGAUAGAUGGUAUUUAAAUUUAAUUUUCUUUGAGACUUCUUUGAGACUGUAUUAAGAGACUCCCUGUCAUAUGUGACCUUUUUCUGAAGAUCCCUUGGAAAGUCGCAUAUGACAGUCUUGACUGUAGUUAAUUUAGCCGCGUCAUGACAAAACCAACAUAAUGGGUUUCCGGCCAGCACAGUCCGAUCUGGAUCCAUGCUGUUCGCUUACAAACCCUAUUACAAGUAGAGAAACUGAUAGCGAACAGCAUGGAUCCUGAUCAGACUGUGCGAAGGCGCAGGCUGGUCUGGAUCCAUGCUGGUCGCAAACCCAUUAUGUUGGUUUUGUGGUGACGUGGCUCAAAUA